AUGGGCCCCCCGCGCCCGCCGCCGCUUCUCCCGCGGAACCUUCCGGGCCGGCGGCGGGCGCGGGGGGCCCGGUGGGGCUGCUGGCGCUGCCGCCGGAGCUGCUGCUGCGGAUCUGCGGUUUCCUGCGGGCCCGGGACGUGCGGCGUGUGCUGCCCCGCGUCUGCCGCGCCCUGCGGGACCUCGCCCGCGACGCCGUGGCCUGGCGGCUCCGGCUGCAGCGCCGCGCCCGCCGGCCCCUCCCCGUGCUGCCAGGGUUGGGGACCCCCUCCGUGAUUGUGGGCCCCCCACCCAGAGGAUGGGUUCGACUGGGCGGCCGCCUGUGAGGACCUGGAGGAACACCUGGAGCGCUGGGGGGCCGGGGGGGCCCCCAUGGAGCACUUCUCCCUGGACGAGGGGCACUUCGCCUCCGUCGACUCCGUCCUCCUGCUGCAGGGGGGGUCCUUGUGCGUCUCGGGGGGCCGCGACCGCAACGUGAACCUGUGGGACCUGCGGGAGCUGGGCCGGGGCCCCCCUGGGAAGGUUCUGGUGAAGACGCUGGGCUCGGGGCGCAGCGGGACUCACAAGGGCUGGGUCUGGUGCUUGGCCGCCCGAGACACCCGGGUGUGCUCCGGCUCCUGGGACAGCACCGUGAAGCUCUGGGACCUGGCGGCCGAGGGGCAGCAGUUCGGGGAGAUCAGGGAGAAGGCGGCCGUGCUGUGCCUCUCGUACCGCCCCGACGUCCUCGUCACUGGCACCUACGACAAGACGGUGACCGUGUACGACCCACGAGCCGGGCAAGCCCAGGUGAGCAGCUACAAGCCCCACGCCAGCGCGGUGCUGUCACUGGCAGCCGACGAGCGGCUGAUCGUGUCCGGCAGCGAGGACCGGACCCUCGUGGUGUUCGACCGCCGCGCCGGCGCCGUCCUGCAGCGGCUGCAGCUGGACAAUUACCUGCUGUCCAUGUCCUACCGGGGCUCGCAGCUCUGGGCUGGGGACAACCAGGGCCGUGUGUAUCUGUUCGGCAGCAGCGGCAGCAGCUUCCAGCCCGCCCGGUACUUCGACGUGGGGCACCGGCUGCAGAUCACGGGGCUCUGGCACUCGGUGGGCUCCCUCUACACCACGUCCACGGACAGGACGCUGCGGAUCCACGUCCCCACAGAUCCUCCCCGCACCAUCUGCUCCUGGACACACGACGACGUCCUCAACGGGAUCAGCGUGGAUGGGGACGUGGUGGCCGCAGCCUCGGGGGGACUCUCGGUCGAGGUGUGGAGGCUCCGGACCUGACGCCGCUGGGGGGGCUCCGACCGCACCCCGCGGGGUCUCCCCUGCGCCCCCCACUUCGGGGGAGCCGGGUCCGCAUCCGGGACGUGGGUGGGGCUGGAAGGUGUCGCCUGUUCAUGGGUAUUAAAGGAUUUUACUGGAGCA
This is a messenger RNA of Cinclus cinclus, 1404 nucleotides long. RefSeq names its product F-box and WD repeat domain containing 9 (gene FBXW9). The transcript has 10 exons. Gene Ontology annotation, cellular component: preribosome, large subunit precursor. Gene Ontology annotation, molecular function: protein binding. The record is from RefSeq and is a predicted model, not a curated record. Lineage: Eukaryota; Metazoa; Chordata; Aves; Passeriformes; Cinclidae.